AUGGCAAGGGGCCGCACAUCCGUAUCACGCGGCCAGCCAGCCAAAAGGACGGGGAGAGUGUCGAGGUCAGCAAUCAUGAAACAGCGGAGCAUCAAAGUGAAAACGGGUGCUCACACAGAGACUCGUGUAUACCCCGAACAGCUCUUCGAAGACCGCUGUCCCAGUGCUCGGCUUGUGGACGGCCGUGCAAUGCGCGAGGAUCCGCGUGAGCGCGUCGGGGUCGCUCUUGCUGGACUUCGGCCGAAGGGAAGGGGACCAUCCGUGUGGGCGGAGACGAGGCCUGGCAGGAUGUGCAUCGAAAAGGAGAGCCGGCGCCGAGAGGGUAUCACAUCGAGGGUUCAGCGACCGAGUGACGUUUGCGGGGAGCAAAACACGUCGGCGGGUAGCGCACGUUGGGAUGGCAUCAUGGCAGCAUCCGCCACUCGAGAUAUCAGAGUUCUCGCCGACACGGCGCCAGAGAUCAGCUAG
Messenger RNA from Heterobasidion irregulare TC 32-1, 468 nucleotides. RefSeq lists its product as uncharacterized. The transcript has a single exon. The record is from RefSeq and is a predicted model, not a curated record. Bases 1 to 468 code for a protein of 155 amino acids. Lineage: Eukaryota; Fungi; Basidiomycota; Agaricomycetes; Russulales; Bondarzewiaceae.